Coniophora puteana RWD-64-598 SS2 is the source of this 519-nucleotide messenger RNA. RefSeq lists its product as uncharacterized. The transcript is spliced from 4 exons. Gene Ontology annotation, biological process: protein folding; protein peptidyl-prolyl isomerization. Lineage: Eukaryota; Fungi; Basidiomycota; Agaricomycetes; Boletales; Coniophoraceae. Bases 1 to 519 code for a protein of 172 amino acids. Gene Ontology annotation, molecular function: peptidyl-prolyl cis-trans isomerase activity. The record is from RefSeq and is a predicted model, not a curated record.
AUGUCUCACGUUUUCUUAGAUAUUGCGAUUGGUACCGAUGCGCCCAGGCGUAUCGUAAUCAGACUGUUCAACGAUGAAGUGCCGCUAACAGCACGCAACUUCCGCGAACUUUGCACUGGAGUGCAUAGUCUCCCUGGCACUGGAAAACCUAUGACCUACAAGGAUUCUACGUUCCAUCGCAUCAUCCCGGGCUUUAUGGUCCAGGGCGGGGACUUCACCAGACACAAUGGUACGGGCGGCAGGUCCAUCUACGGCGAAAAGUUCGAAGAUGAGAACUUCAAGAUUAGGCAUACGAAGCCAUACCUUCUGUCUAUGGCUAACGCCGGCAAAAACACCAACGGGUCACAAUUUUUCAUCAUCACAGACAAGUCGGGUACUCCGCAUCUUGAUGGCAAACACGUGGUCUUUGGUGAGGUUCUUCCCGAAUGUAAUGCUGUCGUCGACGCUAUCGAAGCGGUGGGAAGUGGAAGCGGUGCACCCAGCAAAAAGGUUAAGAUCGUUGACUGUGGCGAGCUGUAA